AUGACUGAAAACAUGCAUGCUUUUAUUACUCUCGUACUACUUCAAGCAACGUUUCAUUGUGUGUGCACAGAUUCCAUUGAAAAACACCUUUUUGGGCACUACAGUUCCAUCAUGAAACCUCGAAGAAAUCAGAGUGAGCUUGUGGAAGUUAACAUCUCGAUGACGAUCAAAACUGUUCUUAAAGUAGAUGAGCGUUUUCAAUAUAUCUCUUUCUAUGCCUGGUUUAGCGUCCAAUGGAGGGAUGAAUUUCUGACAUGGAACGAAACCGAAUAUCCGGGAAUCAAAGGAAUCAAUGUUCCCUAUCAAAAAGUGUGGAUACCGGAUAUCUCAUUGUAUUAUUCCGAAAAUCAUAUACAUGACCUUGGGGUUCAUCCUUUUGUAUCCAUCACUUCUCAAGGUCACGUGACUUGGUUUCCAGGAGCUAUGUAUACGUUGCAGUGUCAUUUGAAGGUGCACAAAUUUCCUUUUGAUGAGCAGAGAUGUAACUUUGUUGUUGGAGCUUGGCAGACGACUGAUUGGAUGCAAAAAGUGAUUCCCAGAAGGCGUACAAAGAAUGCAGCUAGUGAAAUCGCAGAGAAUGGAGAGUGGGACUUCAAACAGUUCACAUUCUCUGUAGAAUAUGAUUCAGAGUUUGAUUUGACACAGAUUGUGUACACUUUGGUGUUCCAGAGAAGGUAUCUUUACUUCAUAUUAAGUACGAUCAUGCCCGUGAUUAUCCUAGCCAUUCUGAAUUCUUUAACGUUUUUGAUUCCAGCAGAAUCGGGGGAGCGGAUUGCAUAUUGUUUGACCCUGUUUCUCACCUUUACCGUAUUUCUGACCCUGUUUGAUCAAACUAUGCCACGAAAUUCCACAGAUGUUCCUUUUAUAACGGUUUUUAUCGCAUUCCACUUAUUUCUUUGCGUCAUUUCAACUAUAGUUUCCAUCUUCACUAUUUCAAUCAAAACGAAAGCCGGAAGUAAGGUUGAACCUUUGGAAAACACCAAUGAUCUCCAUCGCUUCAAUGGUGUUCCUGAAGACAAUAAGCAGAGGAAGUGGAGUGUGGGCACUAGACAGAAGACUAGGAGGGAUUGCUGCAAAGCUGACAUUCUGACUAGAAUUGACUCCAUCAUGCUUGUGAUGAAUUUUCUUUUUCUAUGUCUAUCUAUGUCAGUUCUAACCAUUUGUUAUAUAUCCUAGAAAUACUUAAUGAACCUAAGAGGAUUACAGGUGAGAAAUGUAUGUAUCGUCGACUGCUUUAUUUCGGUGACUGACCAGAAUCGGUGAGCUUUUGUUUACGUGUGCGCGUUGUCGUUCCCGGGUGUUGAUUACAUCAUCAAUUUCGCCGUAGUGUUUGCAAACAUACACAGAGCAUGUCUUAAAUUUUUUCCGAAAAUGAAAUACUAGAAGGAGAGUAUGCCAAGAAUCAACAUGAACAUCCUAUAAAUUAGCCCAUUUACUUGUUACUUUUUCAAGCAAAUCUUCAAAUAAAUUUAAAGUAUACCAGAAUUCUAGAAAUCUACCCUAUGUUAUUUUAUUAAUUGACGUUUAGUUGCACAUUCUUCUUGUAUAUACGUUUUUGGGGCAAACCUAUAUUAACAAUGGUCACCGAAAUAGGUGACGUCACCGUUUUAGGAUCACAAAGUGACAUGUUUUUGGUACGAAAAUAUAUUUAAUUAACGUACCAAUGGAUUUGGA
Messenger RNA from Ostrea edulis (European flat oyster), 1674 nucleotides. Its product is annotated as neuronal acetylcholine receptor subunit alpha-7-like. Bases 1 to 1176 code for a protein of 391 amino acids. Lineage: Eukaryota; Metazoa; Mollusca; Bivalvia; Ostreida; Ostreidae. The transcript has a single exon. The record is from RefSeq and is a predicted model, not a curated record. Gene Ontology annotation, cellular component: synapse; neuron projection; membrane. Gene Ontology annotation, molecular function: transmembrane signaling receptor activity; extracellular ligand-gated monoatomic ion channel activity; neurotransmitter receptor activity. Gene Ontology annotation, biological process: regulation of membrane potential; chemical synaptic transmission; signal transduction.